AUGACGGUCACGACGAUAACGACGACAUGGUUGAAUAAGCGGGCAUAUCUGACGGAGGACACAAACAACACCAAUGUCGGCUUCUUUAAUUUCGUCACCUUCGAACUGCUGUACGCGAUCGUACCGAUAAUGACCUUUAUCGACCUCUUGACGCUGUUUCUCCGAGUUGCGUCGAUACGAGAGCGCCGGUCACGACCCCAAGCCGACGAUUAUUCUGCUAUUCUUGCUUCUCUGUUUGCUAUUGCGACGGGAGUGAUUGUGCUAUAUGGCGCCGUAAAACGUGUCACUGGUCGGCACGAUUGGGAUCCAUGGGCUCUGCCGGAGGGACCCUGGCCAAGGAGUGAUUAUUCAUGGGACACCAAGGAUACUGACCACCCAGUAUUCAUCCCGCUAUACGCAAUCCACGUACAGAUCAACUACAUUUUGAACUGCCUGCAAGGCGUUGGCAUCGGAGUGGUGCGACUUGCGUUCUUGUUCCUCUUCCGGAAGCUCUUCCUCCACCAGGGGCGGGGAUACAUCAUUCUCAUCGACGCCCUCAUUGGGGCCGUGACCCUGUUCAUGCUGGCAUACACCGGGACACAGGUCUUCGUUUGCGGGGUACAUCCGACCGCGCAAUGGACGAACCACGACACAGCAGCAGAGUACUGUUUCACAAAUGUCACUUACAACUUUGGCGUUAGCAUCGUCACGGUCGUCCUCGAUGUGACUGUGUUCUUGCUACCCAUGUACCCACUGUUGAGGAUCACGCAGACGAUGAACAAGGAGAAGAGGAAUUAUAUCCUGGUUGUCUUUUGCUUCGGUUUCUUGGCCGUGGUAUCCUCCAUCUUCAGCUUGGUUCUGGCUACUCCGUUUUUCCUCUACCAAGAUAGUUAUAUCUACACCUGGUUGCGUGACCACGGAGCUGGUGAUGGAGACGCAUUCGGCUGGUCCGGAACUACAACAUUUUGGUCGUACAUGGAACUAGCUGUUGGCGCAGCCGUGUGCAACUUGCCGAUCAUAUCACGAUUCCUGAUCCGCAGAUGGUGGGACGUGUCGAAACAGGCCACCGUCCAGACUAUGAACCAGAUCGUGACCCGAAAACUAUGGGCGCGCGACCACGCGCCGGAAUCAUACGCAUUACAGAGCGACACCUUGCCAAUUUACGUGGCGAAAACACGGUCGGGAGCCACAGAAACGACCAACAAGUCGGAACAAGAGAGUUCUGGACAAAAAUAUAAUUACCAUGGAUACGCCCAUGAUGUCGAAAGUAAUGACCACUGGCCGGAACACGACGGACAUGCCAGGAUAGGCACAGCCCUAUAG
Colletotrichum siamense is the source of this 1302-nucleotide messenger RNA. RefSeq lists its product as uncharacterized. The record is from RefSeq and is a predicted model, not a curated record. The coding region runs from base 1 to 1302 and encodes 433 amino acids. The transcript has 8 exons. Lineage: Eukaryota; Fungi; Ascomycota; Sordariomycetes; Glomerellales; Glomerellaceae.